This is a messenger RNA of Fragaria vesca subsp. vesca, 1197 nucleotides long. Its product is annotated as piriformospora indica-insensitive protein 2-like. The record is from RefSeq and is a predicted model, not a curated record. The transcript is spliced from 2 exons. Gene Ontology annotation, cellular component: plasma membrane. Gene Ontology annotation, molecular function: protein binding. Bases 4 to 1197 code for a protein of 397 amino acids. Lineage: Eukaryota; Viridiplantae; Streptophyta; Magnoliopsida; Rosales; Rosaceae.
CCUAUGCUGAAAAAAGAGCAACAAGCCCUUUACUCUACCAUCCAAGGCUUUGUGGGGAACUGGUGGAAUGGUUCUGAUCUCUAUCCAGAUCCUUGUGGCUCGACUCCGAUACAGGGAGUUUAUUGUGAUCUGUACAAUGGUUUCUGGUAUGUUGCUGUUAUAGACAUUGGACCGCUUUACGACAACUAUCUUCACUGCACCCCAAAUGUAGAGUUUUCACAUCAUCUGUUCAAGCUCAAGCACUUAAAGGUUCUCUCAUUCUUCAAUUGCUUCCUCUCACCAAUUACAAUUUCCCAUUUAAACUGGGAAAAGCUUUCAAACAGUAUAGAAUCCUUGGAAUUUCGAUCAAACCCUGGUCUCAUUGGGAGAAUUCCAAACACUUUUGGUUACCUUAAAAAGCUACAAUCUCUAGUGCUGCUAGAAAAUGGGUUACAAGGCAAGUUGCCUAAUCAAAUAGGCAAUUUAGUCCACUUGAGGCGGCUUGUCCUAGCCGGAAACAAUCUUUCUGGUAGGAUUCCAGCAAGUCUUGGAAGACUGACUAAGCUUUUGAUACUUGAUGCAAGCAGAAACCAGCUAUCUGGUUCAUUACCUGUGACUUUAGGAUCUUUGACUUCACUUCUAAAGCUUGACUUAAGCAACAAUAUGAUAGAGGGAAAGUUUCCUGUAGAGCUUGGAAGGCUAAAGAAUCUCACACUACUAGAUCUUGGCAGCAACAAAAUUUCAGGUUGGUUGGUUCAGUCACUUGAAGAAAUGGUUUCUAUAAAACAAUUGGUGAUGUCCAACAAUCCAAUUGGGGGAAGUCUCAUCAGAAUUCAGUGGCAAAAUCUACACAAGCUGGAAAUUUUGGACCUUUCAUGCACAUAUUUAAGAGGGCACAUUCCUAAGUCCAUGGCAGAAAUGAAAAGGCUAAGGUUUUUGGGGCUUAACAAUAACAAACUAUCAGGUACAAUAUCUCCAAGGCUGGAAUCUCUGCCUUGCAUUGGUGCUCUUUACCUUUAUGGAAACAAUUUCACAGGAGAAGUUAAAUUCUCAGAAGGGUUCUAUCGGAAAAUGGGGAGGCGAUUUGGAGCUUGGAACAACCCGAAUCUUUGUUACCAGGCUGAAUCAAGUUCACCAAAGUAUGUUCCUCAUGGUGUAAAACCAUGCCAGCAAGAAACAACUAUUUCCUCUGAUAAGUUUCCAAAUUCCAAGUUAUAG